Messenger RNA from Larimichthys crocea (large yellow croaker), 2323 nucleotides. RefSeq names its product transmembrane protein 165 (gene tmem165). Gene Ontology annotation, cellular component: Golgi apparatus. Gene Ontology annotation, biological process: Golgi calcium ion transport; calcium ion transmembrane transport; manganese ion transmembrane transport. Gene Ontology annotation, molecular function: manganese ion transmembrane transporter activity; calcium ion transmembrane transporter activity. The transcript is spliced from 6 exons. The coding region runs from base 178 to 1083 and encodes 301 amino acids. NCBI's taxonomy places the organism in Eukaryota, Metazoa, Chordata, Actinopteri, Sciaenidae. The record is from RefSeq and is a predicted model, not a curated record.
UCUGGCAGCCUGCUAACUUCCGCCGUGGGUCGGUGUGAUCGUGACGUGUAUCUCACCCAGGACUCCCUCACCAGUGUCGGCUGCUAAUAUGAAGUUAGCUGCUGCUGUCGCCGAUGAUAUCAAGUGAUUCGCGGUAGACAGACUGUCCAACUCGGUUCGGUACUUCCAAAAGCGACGAUGCCUCUCACGGUCGGCGGAGGACGCGGGCCGGUUCACCGGGUGUUGUUGCCGCUCGCCGCCGCCGCCGUGUUCCUGUUGUCGGUCGGAGUUGCUGCUGUUCCAGAGGAGAAACCAGCCGUCCAAGAGCAGCCUGCACCAGAGAAAGCCUCCAGUCCUCAUCCGUUAGGCCCGGUCAUCUCUGAAGAUGACUCCAGCAAAGGAAACCUGGGCUUCAUUCACGCCUUCGUGGCCUCCAUCUCUGUCAUCAUCGUGUCUGAGCUGGGGGACAAGACGUUCUUCAUCGCCGCCAUCAUGGCCAUGCGCUACAACCGCCUCACCGUGCUGGCAGGUGCUAUGCUGGCCCUGGGACUCAUGACCUGUCUUUCUGUGCUGUUUGGCUACGCCACCACCAUCAUCCCCAGGAUUUACACGUACUACGUGUCCACCGCUCUGUUCGCCAUCUUCGGCGUUCGCAUGCUGAGAGAAGGGCUGAGGAUGAGUCCGGACGAAGGCCAGGAGGAGCUGGAGGAGGUGCAGGCGGAGAUUAAGAAGAAGGACGAAGAGCUCCAGCGGGCCAAGCUGGCUAACGGGACUCCAGAUGUGGAGGCUGGAACUACCGUCCCUCAGGGAAAGUGGCACAGCUUCAUCUCGCCCAUCUUCAUCCAAGCGCUCACCCUCACCUUCCUGGCAGAGUGGGGGGACCGCUCACAGCUGACCACUAUUAUUCUAGCUGCUCGGGAGGAUCCGUUUGGAGUUGCAGUGGGCGGUACGCUUGGACACUGUUUGUGUACAGGACUGGCUGUGAUAGGAGGGAGAAUGAUCGCCCAGAAAAUAUCCGUCAGGACAGUUACAAUCAUUGGAGGGAUCGUUUUCCUGGCGUUCGCUUUCUCCGCCCUGUUCAUCAAGCCCGAAGCUGGAUUUUAAUUGGACGAGAGACUUUCAGGUUUACUCUGUACAUACGUGUAAAAUUUGGUUAAGUUGCCGUAGAGAGAAUUUAGUUUUGACUCUGUAUGUGUUCGACAGAAAAGUGUGAUGGGCUAAACGGGGGGGAAGCUUAAAGUCCUGCGCUCGUCUCCGAGGUGGCCUCUGUUCCUCUGACUGCGUGUGUGUGGACCGAUUGUUACUGAUCGCUGCCCUCCAGCUCGUCCGAAACGUUCUGCGGCUCAGAGACAGAGCCCGACGUCAUGCAGCACUUCCUCCCCCUCAGCCGUCUCUUUCACGCUGAGCACAUUUCAAACUUUUUUUGCCUUUUCUUUUUAAAUGUUGCAUGUUUAAUUAGCGUUUAUUCGACAUGAGCCCGGGUGUGUAAGUGUUAAACGUAGACCAAGCUGCCAGUUUCUCUCUUACCGGUGAUGCUACGAUUUUUAACUUCCCACUGUGAGGGGAAAAACACUGAAAACGGAACCAACAGCACAUAAUUAUGAAACUUAAGUUGAGAUUUUAUUUGAGGAAAUAUUUCCCUUUAGUUAAUCCUCUGUUUCACACAGGAGACGGACCUGAGCCACUAGAAUACCUCUGCGCUCCUGGUGUCGCAUCGUCUGUGCGGGUACAGAACCCAGAGAGCUACAGCACGGCGUUAAAACAGCUUAUGUGCAACUCUUCUAAAAAAAACACUCACCACGUAUCGGGAGUUUCAGGUGAAUGAAACGUAGAUCAAGUUAAAGGAAGGCCAGUGAUCACCGCCACAGAUUCUCCCACACAUGUUCAGUAUUCAAAGCCGUUUCUGCUGCCUCCAAUGUGACCGCCCCGGAUCACGAAACCGAUCAAGGACUUCAUAGGGUACAGAGUGGAUGAGUCACCACCACGUAUACAGUUUUUAAGUCACUCCUUUUUGCCAUAAGCGGCUGUGUUGUAGCUACAGUGACACCUGAAGGCGGCGACGUGAUUCAAGCCUUCGUUUCACCCUUUUUUUUUUUAUUUAAAGCGGUAUCUAUUUAUUUAGCUUCCUUUUCUUUCCUUUUUAAAACAACAUGUACUGUAGAAGCAGAAAAAAAGAGGGGAGGGUCUCUGUAAACAAGGACCGGAGAUAUUUUUUUAAGUGAACGGGCUAAAGCUGCGUUGUCAAUAUUUGACAGGCUGUGAAAUACUUCUGUUUGUGAUACAGGUCGGUUGAAAAAAAAUGCCUAUAAAUCUUCAAAAUGCUCAAUAAAAAUGUUUCACGUGU